AGAUAAAAACAAAUUACAAAAUUAAAUGAAACAGUCAUUUAAUCUAAAAGUGUCUAGAAUGUUUUGGACACCUUUGAGAUCUGGCUUUGUCGUAAUCUAUCAGCCAAUGAAUGAGAGGAACUUAAAAUUUAGUAGAAACAGAAAUUCAGAGAAUAAUCUCUUAGAUCUAUUAAUGUAAAGAGGUUCUGAAAUGGGUUUCAAAUUUGGAACUGAUGAAUAAGUAACAGAUCUAGUUUGGCAGAAGGAUCAAUUCUCAGAACGAGAUCUAUAUGGAUUUGAUCAUAAUACAUCAAAACAUUAUUCCAAGUCACACAAACUUCAUUGGAUUAUUUAAUCAAUAGAAUAUUAAAACACUGAAACUUUACUCAAUUAAUUGUAUUAGAGCUUAGAUAAAGUUAAACUGACAGAGGAAGAUCAUUAAUUACUUAAGGAGUGUGAAAAAAACUAGCCGAAAUACAAGACAAAAGAAUUCUGGAUUAUAUUAAUUAUCAUGUCCAAAUUGGAAAAGUCAUUUUCCUUUUAAACGAAUUAAGAAACGCAAUAAAUGUAAUAAAGACUAUUUUUGCCAAUUUAAAUGCUUUGCAUAUCUAAGGUUGAUUGCUUGAGGUGUAAGGCUUGCGAAUCUGUUUCAGCUAAGAAUCAUGUUAAGUUGGUUAAGAAUGUCCAUAUUGCCAUACUGAUGUAUUGA
Messenger RNA from Paramecium octaurelia, 688 nucleotides. The record is from the annotation of a GenBank genome assembly. NCBI's taxonomy places the organism in Eukaryota, Ciliophora, Oligohymenophorea, Peniculida, Parameciidae.